This is a messenger RNA of Plodia interpunctella (Indianmeal moth), 4338 nucleotides long. RefSeq lists its product as uncharacterized. The record is from RefSeq and is a predicted model, not a curated record. The transcript has 7 exons. Gene Ontology annotation, biological process: activation of GTPase activity; regulation of autophagosome maturation. Gene Ontology annotation, molecular function: GTPase activator activity. Gene Ontology annotation, cellular component: autophagosome. NCBI's taxonomy places the organism in Eukaryota, Metazoa, Arthropoda, Insecta, Lepidoptera, Pyralidae. Bases 242 to 3481 code for a protein of 1079 amino acids.
AAUUAAAUGUUACUGUCAAGUUUUGGCCUUGUCUGCCACAUUUUGACGAUUGAUUGAUUGAACCUACCUUGAUUGAACUUGCUCGAAAUUGACUUGUAUAGGUAUUGUAUUGUAGGUACAAUAAAUAUUGCAUUUUCCUUCAUAUAGCAGCAUAUUUCACUUCAUUUCGUUAUUAUAUCCUAUUGUAAUCAACAUUAGUUUGUGUAUAUAUUAUUGCUAAAUGUGACGAAUUCUCAUAAUAAUGUAUGGAAUCAGCAAAGAAGCUGUGAGAGUGAAAGUCAAGAAAUGUGAAGGAAAACUUCAACCAGAACUGAGAAAAUUUUCUGUAGAUCCCCAAAUAACUUCACUUGAAGUAUUACAAAGUAUCUUAAUCAAAGCAUUUGAUAUCAAGUCUGAUUUUACUCUCUCAUACAGAACACUAGAUGAUUGUGGCCAGGAAAUCUACUUGCCAUUGCUUUCUGACUGGGACUUGGAUGCUGCUUUUCUCAAGGCACAUAAUAUAGCUCUGAAUCAGAAAUCAGAACCAUGUGUUCAACUGAAGGUGGACAUGAAGCCCUUUGCGGAAGCGUCGGAAGACUGGGAGCCGCCAAAUGUGAACACAGCUAUACCCUCAUCCAACCAAACUCUUCGUGAGAGCCCUACAAUUGUUCCUAUGGUACAACAAACAGAAAAAGUAGAGACUCAGACAGGACUUCAGGGGCUCUUUAUGAACCAGGUUGAAAAAACAUUCAAUAUAGUAUCUAGAGCUUUAAACCUGUAUGAAGACCCCAACAACCCGCCGCGUCCACCUCUCAGUGACAUAGAGUUCAGAGCAUUCCUGGAUGCUACAGGACAAAUCACAAAUCCCACAAAACUCAGAGAAGUAAUUUAUUGCGGUGGAAUAGAUCCAAGUUUGAGAAAAGUUGUAUGGAAACACAUUCUAAAUGUUUAUCCAGAGGGCAUGAAUGGCAAGGAUAGGAUGGACUACAUAAAGAGAAAAGCAAAUGAAUAUUACAGUCUUAGAGCACGCUGGAAGGACUGUAUUCAAAAGGGAAAGGUGAAUGCUGACUUAGCUUACGUCACUGGAAUGGUCCGCAAAGACGUCCUCCGUACUGAUCGGCAUCAUAAUUUCUAUGCUGGUAGUGAUGACAACCAGAAUAUUGCUUCUCUUUUCAAUAUAUUGACAACUUAUGCUUUGAAUCAUCCAAGAGUGAGCUACUGCCAGGGCAUGUCGGACCUGGCGUCGCCGCUGCUGGUGACGAUGCGCGACGAGGCGCACGCCUACAUCUGUCUGUGCGCGCUCAUGGCGCGCUUGCACCCCAACUUCCUGCUUGACGGCGAAGCUAUGACGCUCAAGUUCUCGCACCUCACUGAAUCGCUGCAAGUUUACGAUCCUGACUUCUACAACUAUUUGAAAUCGCAGCAAGCCGACGACUUGCUCUUCUGCUACAGGUGGCUCCUGUUGGAAAUGAAACGCGAGUUCGCUUUCGAUGACGCUCUGAGAAUGCUCGAAGUAUUAUGGGCAUCGUUGCCUCAAAAGACUCCCGCUGUCGAGUUGCUCCUCAAAGAAAAAGAAUUCGAUUCUUCCAUAAAGAUAGAAGAGAACCCGCCUCCAGUUAGCCCGUUGAUCAAAGCGCCACGAGAAAAUGCGUAUACAAAAGUUUGUGCGAUACGCCGACAGAGUUCCAGUUUCAGUUUAGCUAAUGUGAAAGCACCAAAACUUUCUACUUGCAGACAGAUGAAUCACAGCCUCGAUGAAAACGCAACUCGAAAGGUUCAAACAAACCCAUCCCUUAAACACUCUAAAGAAUUCGCAAGUUUGGACGAUGCAGCUUUACAAGCUCGCAAACACGACAAAGACGAAAAUGCACGUGACAAGAAUAAAGAAAGUAUGAAAGAUACAAAACUUCACUUGAAACAAAGUAUGAAGAGUGUCCCUGAAGAUAGUAAACCUGUGGAUUCAAAUACGACGGCUCCUAGCGCUUGGUCCAGCACUGGAAAUUUGGUAAAUGGAACUACUGGAAAUACUCAAAUUGAUACAAAAAGUCCUUUAGGAAGCCAAAUACGACAGUUACGGGAUAAGAUAUCUGUGCAAAAUAAUAAGUUCUUUGCGUCCUUAGACAAACUAACUGACUCCUCUAGUUCCGAUUCUUCCAGUAGACCACAAGUAAAAAUGAUAAAAAAUCUCAAUGAAUUUUUAAAUUUAAAUUUUGCGGGUGUAAGUAAAGUUGGUGCUACCAAGCAAGAGAAACUUCAAAGAACACAUUCUGUUAUUGAACGUAGUUCCAAAGAAUGCCCUAAAAUUUUGUUAACUAAGACAUCAUUUGACGAAAGCGAUUUGAGUGUAGGAAAGAAUCAAAGAAACGAUAGAACUAGAAAUAUGUAUAACGAACUAAAUGACGGGAGCAGUCCAGAUGAUUCCCAGGAAUAUUAUCCGAUGACAACUUCCAUGACAAGAGAGUUAAGGUUGGAAUUGGAACAUCUCGAUCGGCAGGUGUUCGGACCGUCAUAUGUAAGCAGGUGCAGUAUGAUAUGCGACUCUCCGUCCGACUCCACGAGCACCGACGAGAAACUUACGAACGACUGUACAUAUGUGAAACAAGCGCGGGUUGCGACUGAUACUUUAGAAACGAAUACAGAUAUAACAGAACUGAUAGAAACCGCAAAGAAGUCCCCCAUGCUCGACACCGUAAAAUCAAACGCCCGCAGUGCAGAAGACAUUUACCUGUGGGAGAACCCGCUGCACCGCAACACGCCGACGCGCGCGGCGGCCAGUUGUCCGCUCACGCCCGACGAGCAGGCCGACCUCGAGUUCGACGACACCGGCGAGAUCUUCGAGGAGCAGGAAGGCAAGAAAUCCAUCACUCCGAUCAGAUUGCUGAGAAAAAACCAAUCUCUGGAACGACCGUUGGAACCUUGUAAAGAUGUUCUAUAUUGCGACACCCACUCCAGCGCGUCCGACUCUUCAGAGAGAACGACUCCCGAGGUCCCUGAAACGCCGACGCCUAAGAAUAAUCUCCAGGAAGUGGCCACAAAUUCAUCUAGAUCACAAAAGUUCUUUUCGAGCAUGUCCCAAGAAUUAGAAAAUGCGAAAAGAAAUUGUGAGUCGCUUCUGAAUGCAAAACAACCGAAUUUACACAGUGUGGCUUCGACGAUAAACAAUUUCCAGAAAAAGUAUGAAGUUUUCAAACCUCCAGUACAGCGUAAUGCUAUGACGAAUUCGACCACCAGUGAUUGUACAGCAAAAUGUAGCAUAAGCAGUCUACCCGCGCCGAAACUCUUCGGAGGCGGUAACCCAUUCCUAAUGUAUCUCUGUCUGACAGUAUUAUUACAACACAGGGACUAUAUUAUGCGAAACCGUAUGGACUAUAACGAACUGGCUAUGCACUUCGAUAAAAUGGUUCGUAAGCAUAACGUAAACAGGGUAUUGAACCAGGCGCGGCAGAUGUAUGCCAUUUACUUAAAGCAACAAGCACAUAAGACUGGCGACGUAACGACUUGAGUUACAAGCAAUUAAUGUAACUACCGCAAGUUUCAGUAUAGUCAUUAGUUUUAUUUACUAUGUUAGUUAAUUUAGGUAUCCGAUACUGUUGAUCUCAUGUUAUUUUUGCUCAUAAAAUAAUAUAUGCAUUACGCAAAAUGAGGAAGUAAUGCUAGGAUAAAUUAAAUAUUUCUAAAUUAUUUUCAUUCGAGGCUUUCAAGCAUGUGCACUUAUAAACGGUUUUGCGCCCGAGUGUAAUCCAAUCUUGCCUUAUGUGGAUGCUGCAAUUACUUAUUACUUUUCGAUAAUCUUUCUAAGGUAAUCUUCUAACAACCAAUCAUCAUGUCAAAGUCGUCGAAUCUUUGUUCAAUUCGGACAUUCCUGUUUUUGCAUUGUUCAAAUAUAUAUUAUGCCUUAUAAUACUAGACAUGAUAUGGUUGAUCAUUUUACUGUUUUUAUCAGCGGUUCAUGUUUAAUUUUGCUACUAGUUCAAAUAUUUAGUAUCUUAUAAUUUCAUUCCAAAGAGCUUUUAUUUAAGGUGACAAUUUGUGAUAUAUUUAAUGACUUUAAGUUUAUAGUAUGAUGGUGUUUUUCAAAGUUUUAUUUGAAAAUAAUAUGUAUAUAAUUGAGCACAAUAAUAUAUAUUUACUUCUAAAGAUGAAUUUCAAGUUACAACAUAGGAAAAAGUAUUUUUCGAUUAUACCUACUAUGAAUGAUAUUCUAGCCUUUCGAUAUUAUACGAUAGUGGCGCUUAUGGCUUGGCCUAUAUUAUAGUAACGAUUUUGAUUGUACACGGCUCUGUAUUAUAACUCUAAUUGUGAAAUCAAUAUGUUCUGUAAAUAAAGUACUUAUUAACGACAUAAAUACAUACAAUAUUA